This is a messenger RNA of Chinchilla lanigera (long-tailed chinchilla), 931 nucleotides long. It is a transcript of the gene Cimap3, whose product is annotated as primary cilia formation. Lineage: Eukaryota; Metazoa; Chordata; Mammalia; Rodentia; Chinchillidae. Gene Ontology annotation, cellular component: ciliary basal body. The coding region runs from base 36 to 749 and encodes 237 amino acids. Gene Ontology annotation, molecular function: cytoskeletal protein binding. The record is from RefSeq and is a predicted model, not a curated record. Gene Ontology annotation, biological process: regulation of cell projection organization. The transcript is spliced from 6 exons.
UCUUGGUUAAAGUCCACGUAGGAGAGUGUUGACUCAUGGAGACAAUUUAUGAGAAACCUAUUGAAAAUUCGUAUGAUGAACUGUUCAAGUCCAGAACUCCUAGGAAAUUCACGAAGUCUGAGCCAUAUGAUCUACCACAACUUAAUACCACACAGUGGAACCGCCAGCCAUUCCUUUGGGACUUUGCUCUUGGAGCUGUGAAUGUCUACUCCUUUGGAACACGUCAGCAGAGGAAGCUCUUUCCUCUAUACCAUCCUCCAAACCAACUGGGGAAUUAUUUUCUUCCUAUUAGAGGAUCGCCUCACACAGGGCCUGGGCAUUACAUACCAGAAGAUUAUGGCCUGGCACACCAGCUGUGUAAGAUCCCAACCAGUACAAAAGGAUAUGCACUUGGAGCCAGAACAGCCGUGAGGUUUAAGCCACUCACUAAGGAUGUGACACCUUGCCCAGGCAAGUACCAGAAAGUAAACACUUCAGAGGAAAAACACAAACAAAAUUUUGCUCCAUUUAAUGUCUUGAUACCUCGAUCUGGAAAUUAUUCAAAGGACAGUUCUUCUCCUGGCCCUGGCACCUACAACCCAGACAAGAAACCACCCCCAAAAGUUGCUUGGCCAAUGAAAUUUGGAUCUCCAGACUGGGCUCAGGUUCCAUAUCUGCAGAAAAGAACCCUAAAAGCUGAGUUGUCCACAGACAGAGAGUUUAGAAAACAUCGGAACCGUGUUGCCUAUUUCAGACUGUUCUACAACUGAGAUGUGGUCACUAUCUCCAUGUGCUCCUCCUGACCACAGAAUCUUCAGGAUUGAAGAUGGAGCUGCUCUUCUCCUUCUGCGUUGCUGUGGCCCUAUUACCUGCCAGCUUGGGGCGUAGGGAGGAGCAAGGGGCUCAUAACUACUAUGUGAGAGCAUGAUAAAGACUAAUUCAGAAUACUCUA